AUGAAAAUCACAAUUCAAAAAAGAAUCGUUCACCUAUUAGGAUAUAUCCUGUGGUUGCUGGUGGCCUGUUGCGGUGAGCUAGGCCUGGCAUCCCACUGGGAGCAUGCGGUGGAUUUCGAUCACAACUAUCGGCUACUGUGGACUUCGAACAAUCAGGACAUAACGUUCGAGAUUCAGGCCAAAACACUUGGCUAUGUGGGGUUGGGUUUCUCGCAUGACGGCACACUGGCCGAUUCCGAUAUUGCGAUCGGUUGGAUCGACCAGGGACAUGUGCAUUUCCAGGAUCGUCACAUACGAGCCGGUAGCGAUGGAGAUCCCAUCAUCGAUAAAUCCCAGGAUUAUACCGUUUUGCUGGGAUACGAAAAUGUUACCCACACAGUGAUAAGAUUCAAACGUAACCUAGAUACCUGUGAUAAUAAGGAUGAUUUUCCUAUAACAAACGACACGAUGCGCGUGAUAUUUCUGUACUCGAAGGAGAAACCGACGAAAGGAUCAACGCUUCCCGGGUCCCUGCCGGCUCCGUUGGAAUCAUUCAAGGGCUCUCGCUCGGUAUUCCUAACACAACGGACCAGCCAGCACCCGCUGCAAAAUCCCGCCAGCAUAAACAUCCUGGAGCUGAGGAACGAAGAUGUCGAACUGCCGGAAAGUGACGAAAGCUUGUACUGGUGCAAGAUUUUCAAACUGGACGAUUUCCACCAGAAGCACCAUCUUGUCCGGUACGAACCGGUGUUCGACUCGUCAACAAGUGUCCUCUUUCUGAACCACAUGAUCCUGUACGAGUGUCAAGGCUUAUCGAAGGAACUAGAAAUGCUGUCCCGGGAACGUGGCCAACCGUGCUUCCGGCUUCAACCGAUGCACUGCAACACCGUUGUUGCCAACUGGGCUCGCGGCUCAGAUGGUUUCAGCUUUCCACAGGAAACAGGUUAUCCGCUCGACUCCCAUCAAGCCACUUUUUACAUGCUGGAAACGCACUACAACAAUCCGGACUAUUCGUACGACUUUUCGUCAUUUUAUCGAAAGAAUUUGAGCAAGCAGCAACGCAACAUGAAUAUUCACGGAGACGACGAUGAAGAUGAUGAUGAUGAUGGCGCUGACGUCGAUGCUAACGAGGAUACCGGUCGUGAUGAGUACGAGCCCGGAAGUGACUCUGAUGUAGAACUGGAUAGUGACGAUGGUGCUGCCGCCGCUGAGCAGCAAGUGGUUGAUAAUUCCGGUCUCAAGCUGUACUACACGCAAACGCUGAGAAAUUUCGACGCCGGUGUUUUGUCGGUUGGGCUGGAUCCGAACUGGCGGCACAUAAUCCCACCGGGCCAGGAAAAGGUAGUUUCCGAGGGGCACUGCAUCGGGUCCUGCACCGAGAAAGGUCUACCGAAGGAAGGAAUUAAUAUUUUCGCCGUGAUGACGCGCACUCACCUGAUCGGACGCCAGGUGAAGCUAAGACAGAUUCGUGGCAGCGAAGAGCACCAGCCAAUUGUGCAUGACACUAACAUCGAUCCAAGCUAUCAGGACUACCGGAGACUGCCGGCACCUGUGAAAGUGCUUCCCGGUGACAGUCUCAUCGCCGAAUGUAUCUAUGACAGCUCUUCGCGGAAAUCCAUCACAUUGGGUGGCAUGACGACACGGGAGGAAAUCUGUCUUGUCCUUACGCUAUAUUAUCCGAGACAGAAGGAGCUGACAUCCUGUCACUCACUGCCGAGUUUGCCGACGGUGCUCCACUCGCUGGGGAUCGAAGAGCUCGCCUCCGGAACUAACCCCGUUGUAAUUGCCUCACCACCCGAACUGGCCGGUAUGACGUUGGAAAAGCGGCUCACCUCGUACGAUUGGGCCAACCAGUUUGAAAGCUUCCAGUACGUGACCCGAAGGGGCUCGUUCAAACCGCUCUGCUGGACACCGAACAACAGCAUGCUGCCGGGCAUCGAGCUGGAAUCGUACGGCAGUAACAUAACGCGCUACUGGAAACCGGUCAACAAAUGCCGCAACAUUCACACCAAUAUGGUUACGGAACCGAUGCAGGAUAGCGACGGUAGCCAGCCGAACAUGAUCGACAUGCCGGCGAUGGACGAUCACGAGUCCACCAACAUGAUCGACGUCGAUUUGCGGGCCAAAGUGGCCCGGCCAAACAGUAAUGCCAACAAUCAGGGUGGGGGUCGCCCUACCAGCACCGGAGGACACAGCGACGGGUGCCGCCAACUUCCGAGGUACGAAAAUGUGUUUGCUACCUUAGCACUGCUGGCCACCAGCCGCAUCGUGAUCGGAUUAAUUUAA
Sabethes cyaneus is the source of this 2265-nucleotide messenger RNA. Its product is annotated as MOXD1 homolog 2-like. The transcript has 9 exons. Bases 1 to 2265 code for a protein of 754 amino acids. The record is from RefSeq and is a predicted model, not a curated record. Gene Ontology annotation, molecular function: copper ion binding; dopamine beta-monooxygenase activity. Gene Ontology annotation, cellular component: secretory granule membrane. Gene Ontology annotation, biological process: norepinephrine biosynthetic process; octopamine biosynthetic process; dopamine catabolic process. Lineage: Eukaryota; Metazoa; Arthropoda; Insecta; Diptera; Culicidae.